GCUUCAUCUUCUCAGUCACUCGUUUUCCUCUCAACUCACUCUCUAUAAAUACGUAAACAAAAGAUUUCUCUUUAUAAUUUCGAUUUAAUUUAUUUUCUUUUGUAAAUUCUCUUCAUGGGGUUUCCAGUUGGUUAUACGGAGGUUUUCUUACCAAAACUCUUUGUUCACACACUUUCGUUUCUGGGUUUCAUCCGAAAUCUAAUUUUUGCCCUUUUUAACUACCUGGGACUCUCCGAUUUCCUUGAAACAGACACGGUCUGGCCGGAAAACCCGACCCGAACAACAACCGAGAAUCCGCCCGUAUCCGCUCUCCUUAUCCGGGAAAUCCUUCCCGUUAUUAAGUUCGAGGACCUUGUCGUCGUGGGGGACCCACCAGAGAGCUGUGCCGUUUGCUUGUACGAGUUCGAAGGAGGGGAAGAGAUCAGGUGGUUGAGGAACUGUAGGCACGUUUUUCAUAGGGCUUGUUUGGACCGUUGGAUGGAUCAUGAUCAGAAAACGUGCCCGCUUUGCAGAACACCAUUUGUGCCUGAUGAGUUGCAGGAUGAAUUCAAUCAACGGCUUUGGGCUGCUUCUGGGGUCGGGGAUUUUUACAGUGAGUACAGUUCGGUUCCGGGAUUGUAGAUUUUUUUAGGGGGGUGAAGGGGGUACUUGUUUUUCCCUAUCCAAUGGCUCUUUUUGUAAUGAGCUUAGUGAAAUUUGUACAUAUUACAUGACAAUUUGGCGCAUAACCAAUAAAAAAA
This is a messenger RNA of Durio zibethinus, 740 nucleotides long. Its product is annotated as brassinosteroid-responsive RING protein 1-like. The record is from RefSeq and is a predicted model, not a curated record. Gene Ontology annotation, molecular function: ubiquitin protein ligase activity; zinc ion binding. NCBI's taxonomy places the organism in Eukaryota, Viridiplantae, Streptophyta, Magnoliopsida, Malvales, Malvaceae. Gene Ontology annotation, biological process: protein ubiquitination.